Molecule: messenger RNA, 1923 nt
Organism: Diaporthe citri
Lineage: Eukaryota; Fungi; Ascomycota; Sordariomycetes; Diaporthales; Diaporthaceae
Exons: 5
Coding region: 1-1923 (640 amino acids)
Source: RefSeq, a predicted model, not a curated record
AUGACGUCCAAGAGAAAGCCGGCUGUGACCGCGUCGCAGGGGAAGAAAAACCCCAAAAAGGUGAAGCAACGGGUGGGACCGCUCCCUGUGACAUUGCUAUCGGGGUUUCUGGGGAGUGGCAAAACAACACUCCUUCAGCACAUACUACAGAGUGACCACGGGCUACGCAUUGCCGUAAUUGUCAACGACAUUGGUGCUGUGAAUGUCGACGCUUCGAUCAUCCAGUCCACCCACCGCAUACACAAAACAGAAGAAAAGGUCAUUGCACUGCAGAAUGGCUGCAUCUGCUGCACACUCCGCCAAGAUUUGCUAUCUGAACUGGUCGAACUGUCGGAGAAACAUGCCUUCGACUACGUUAUCAUCGAGAGCAGCGGAAUUAGCGAACCAGGCCAAGUCGCCGAGAGUUUCGACUCCAAGCUAACAGAGCACAUGUACCAGGUUUUGAAGGAGGAGGGACAAUUGGAUGAGGGUGGCGCCUUGAAGAAACUGCAUAAAGCCGGCGAAGCUGGCAUGGGAAAAUUUGCCCGCCUGGACACCACCGUGACCGUCAUUGACACGUUCACCAUGUACAACGACUUCAACACAGCGGAUUUACUCUCCAGUCGCCGCAACGAUGUGACGCCAGAGGACGAGAGAACGGUAUCCGACCUGAUGGUUGACCAGAUUGAGUUCGCCGAUGUCAUUAUCCUCAACAAGACUGAUGCAGUCGAUAUGGCGGUCCUGGCCGAGACCAAGGCCCUUGUGCGGACCUUGAAUCGCGAAGCUAAGAUCUUGCAAGCCAGCUACGGUAAGGUCAAUGUAGGAGAACUCGUCAACACGGGUUUGUUCAGUCUGGACAAGGCCCAAACAAGCUCGGGGUGGAUGCGAGACUUACAUGAGUUGAUGCUUAGGGAGGUAAACGGAAAGACUGCAAUCACUCCCAAGCCAGAGACGGAGGAGUACAAUGUGCGCAACUUCGUUUACAAGCGGCAUCGUCCUUUCCAUCCAGAGAGGCUCUGGAGACUGGUGCACGACAAAUUCAUCCUGCAGCUCGAGCACCCCGAAGAUGACGCGGAUGAUGCUGUUAAAACAUCAGAAAAUGCAAGCAAACAGCCAGCUGUGGUUGCAAUAGACAGUGGCAACAGCGAGGACGAGGCAAUGGAAGACAUCCCGGAAGAGACGGAAGACGGGGAUUCGGACGACCAAGACACUGAUGCGGAGGGCGAGGCCUCCACUUCAGGCGCAUCAGAGGUUUCGAGCUCUGCUCAAACGGCCGUAACAUCUCCAACGGCCAGCAAGCACGAGGUCAAUGUCGUCAAUACCAAAGAUAUCGACAUGGAAUCAGCCGACUCGGAGGCAGAGGACCUAGCUACGCCUCCCAAUGACAUCGUUCUGGCCAACAAACGUGCCCACCCGCUGUUUGCUCGGCUCUUCCGGUCUAAGGGCACCUACUGGCUCGCAACUCGGCCUGACUACCGCGGGAUCUGGUCGCAGGCAGGAGCAAUGCUCACACUGGUCGGCGGGACCAGAUGGGACAUCACCCUUACCCCGGAGCAGCUAUCACAGCUGUACCACGAAGACACGACCGACCCGGAGAUAAUGAAACAGGUCCGGUAUGACAUGGACAGUGGUGGCGAGUGGGGAGACCGGAGACAGGAGAUCGUGCUUAUUGGAGAGAAGCUUGAUGUGAAGGGCAUCGAGAAGGUCCUGGAUGACUGCCUGCUGACUGACGUUGAGUGGAAGCGCUGGAAGCGGAGGAUGAGGGCGGUGGAAAAGAGUCAAACGGAGCUCAGAGCUGUGAUGGAGAAGCUGGAUGCUGCAAAAGAAAGCUUAAUUGGCGGAUUUGAGGAUGCGUUUCCCGAGUGGGAGGGCCAUUUCCAAGACGAAGAAUAUGGACAAGACGAGGAUGAAGAUGAGGAUGCGCACGAUUUGCAUCAACACUAA